Molecule: messenger RNA, 1348 nt
Organism: Chara braunii
Lineage: Eukaryota; Viridiplantae; Streptophyta; Charophyceae; Charales; Characeae
Source: the annotation of a GenBank genome assembly
GGACGUUUUCUUGACGAUUGACGGAGAACUCUCUUGCCAUAAGCAGAGGGAUAAUGGUUCUGAUUACCCCAGGUGGAAGACAAGGGAGGAGGACGUGUCAGAUGGUGAUGGUGGUAUCAUGAUGGCGAGCGGCGUUAAGACUGAAAGAGUGGGCGUCGACUUAGAGAGUGAUGCGGGGACAUCACCACAUGCAAGUUAUUCCAAGUAUCGUUCCAGUACCUAUCAUCACGAGAAGCAGAACCCUAAGGCGAAACGUGUUAAUUAUGUGGCCGAUGAAUACGAUUGGAGAGAUCUUCUACACGAUCCCCUUGUGCUCAUCUUCAGCUUUCUUGCUGCUAGGGACAGGUUUCGCGCUGGCAAAGUCUGCAAGACCUGGUAUCGAGCCUCCUGGGAUCCCGGCUGCUGGAAGCAAGCUGUUAUUUCGUACGAUUGCCUAGGCUGCCGCCAUCAACAUCAACGGGAGAUAAUCAAUGUGGUGGAGAGGAUCAACGCUCUAGAUCGAAUCCGAUUAAAUCAGAUAGCUGCGAUGGAUGUCGUCACACGCGGGCAAGAUGCAAUUGCGACUGGGUGCCGAUCCCUUUCCCAUCUCGAAAUCUCGAUGUGGAUAUCUCCUCUACACGUGGCGGAGUUCACGGCGAAACUGGCGCCUCGUCUUCCAAAGCUGACUUCUUUGGCCCUUUCGAACACCCAGAUCACCGAUGAUUUACUGAGCGCCACUGCAGACAGCCUUCCUGAUUUGCAAGCACUGACGUUACAGAUGGAGCAGUGUAUCACGGACGCCAGCUUGGGCGUAAUUGCCAGAAAGCUGAAGCGAUUGAAAACGUUCGAUCUGAAGAUGUGCGGCUCAGUGACGACAGGGGGUGUGAACUCUUUGCGCUCUCAAAGGCAUGAUCUGGACGUUGAAGUGUUGAUGUGCUGAUUGUUUUUGAAGUGUUGAUGUGCUGAUUGUUUUUGAACUGUUGAUGUGCGGAUUUUUUUUUUUUUUUUUUUUUUUUUGACCAACACAUUCAAUAUAGUGCUGAUUGUUUUGAAGUGUUGAUGUGCUGAUUGUUUUGAAGUGUUGAUGUGCUGAUUGUGUUGAAGUGUUGAUGUGCUGAUUGUGUUCCGAGUAAUCAAGUGUGUGUGUGCCGAAGUACCGUCAUAGAGAAAUGCCUACUAUGGUGAAUCGUAGGCAGAGAGAGGGAGAAAGAUGACAACAAACCACGGGCUGUGCAAUUAUGCUGUGUCAUCUAAGUUUCACCCACUCAUAGAUAUCGACAAACAGAACACCAUAGAGAGAUAGGGAGAGGGAGAAGAGGGCAACAAGCGAAGGGUUGUGACAGACUGUUUCGUCGAAGCUUCACCAACU